Molecule: messenger RNA, 929 nt
Organism: Quercus lobata
Lineage: Eukaryota; Viridiplantae; Streptophyta; Magnoliopsida; Fagales; Fagaceae
Product: ethylene-responsive transcription factor ERF020-like
Exons: 1
Coding region: 64-597 (177 amino acids)
Biological process (GO): regulation of DNA-templated transcription
Molecular function (GO): DNA binding; DNA-binding transcription factor activity
Source: RefSeq, a predicted model, not a curated record
UUGCGCAUACACACGCAAAUUGCAAUCUUAUUCAUUUUUUUUUUUUUCUCUCACUUAGUCAGAAUGAGUUGUAGCUCAGAAGAGAAUGGUGCAUGCACAUCUCAGAAGAAAUACAAGGGAGUUCGGCAAAGGAAAUGGGGCAAGUGGGUGUCUGAAAUUCGAGUCCCAGGCACGCAAGAGAGGCUUUGGCUUGGUUCUUAUUCAACACAAGAGGCUGCAGCUAUGGCUCGUGAUGUUGCUUUUUAUUGUCUUCACAAGCCAUCAACUUUGGAAAAGCUUAACUUUCCAUCCAUGUUAUCUUCGUGUAGUUUGAGGACUGACUUGUCUCCAAGGUCAGUGCAAAAGGCAGCCUCGGAUGCUGGCAUGGCUAUUGAUGCUCAGUUGAUCACAGAAAGGUUGCCGGAAAGUAAUGAAAGGAAGGAGUUUGAUCAUGGUCAUGGUCAUAGCGGUGGUGGUGGUGGUGGUGGUGGAGGUCAUGGUUUGGGGACUGGGUUUUGGGAAAAUGGGGGAGACAAUAAUUAUGGGACUACUUCAUGGCAAGGAAGUGAGUUUAAGGAAGAAGAGGGUUUGAGUAUUUCCAUUGAAGACUACCUUUAACUGGUUUGUAGUUUUUGGUUUUAUGAUUAUCAUAUGUAGCUUUUGCUUGUAUAUAGGUAGGUAGUAAUGUUUGAAGCAUAACUAUUUACUCUUUUUUUUUUUUUCAAAUUGGUUGACUUGAUAACUUAUGAUUGGAGUAAUAUCAUUAUCCCAACGUUUACACUAAAGUUGAUAACAAUCAUAACGUAUCAUCUCAUCAGUUCUGAAAAAGAUUAAGAAAAUUGUUAUGUUUUUCAUACUUUUUGAUAUGUAAUUGGGGACAAUGGUACUGUCGUUAUUCCCAAGUAGUUGAUGAUAUAUAUACAUUGCUCCUCAGUGUUGCUUCCUCUCCA